CUGGGGGGCAGUGGAGGCCGUGGCUGUGACGUCGCCACGUGACGCAAUCACGCACGUGCGUGCGCCCGUCAGCUGAUCAGGGAGCCGCUGCGGAAUUAACGCGCGUCGCUGCGAUAUUUUCAUAAAAUCAACGACAUAACGAACAUGAGAAAAUAAAGACCGGCUCCGUAUCACAGAAAACAUGACAGGAAACAGUCUGGUAUUACCCAUAGUUCUGUGGGGCCGCAAUGCACCCACUCACUGUAUCUCCAGCCUGCUGGUGAUGGACGAUCUGGCCACCAUCAUCACCGGCUGCCAUGAUGGACAGAUCUGCAUCUGGGACAUGACCUCAGAGCUGGAGAUCAAUCCCCGUGCUCUGCUGUUUGGACACACGGCCUCCGUCACCUGUCUGUCCAAGGCCAGCGCAGGAAGUGACAAACAAUACCUCGUCAGCGCCUCUGAGAGCGGGGAAAUGUGUUUAUGGGACGUCAGUGAUGGACGCUGCAUUGAGUUCACCAAAUUGGCCUGUGCACACACCGGUAUACAGUUUUAUCAGUUCACCAUUGGCACACAGAGGGAGGGACGUCUCCUGUGCCACGGACAUUACCCAGAAAUCCUGGUGGUAGACGCCACCAGUCUCGAGGUCCUUUACUCACUCGUGUCCAAGAUUUCUCCUGACUGGAUCAGUUCCAUGAGCAUCAUUCGCUCGCACCGCACGCAAGAGGACACAGUGGUGGCCGUGUCAGUCACUGGUAUUCUCAAGGUGUGGAUCAUCACCGCUGACGUCAGCAGAAUGCAGCAGGAUCUGGACCCCGUGUUUGAGGAGGAGUCGAAGCCGAUCUACUGUCAGGGCUGCCAGAGUAUUUCCUUCUGCACGUUCACACAGCUCUCGCUGCUGGUGGUGUGUUCGAAGUACUGGAGGGUGUUAGAUGCGGGUGAUUUCUCCCUGCUGUGUUCGGUCCCGAGCGAGAACAAUCAGUCGUGGGCCGGAGGGGAAUUCAUCGCUGCUGAUAAAGUCGUAAUAUGGACUGAAGAUGGUUGCAGCUACAUUUACAAAUUACCGGCCAGUUGUCUCCCAGCGAGUGAACACUUCCGCAGCAGCGUCGGGAAGAAGCCGGAAGGUUCCAUCCCUCCUCUGGUGUACAGCAUCGCCGACCGCGCCGACAAACAGCCGGAGGAGGGGUGGGAGGGGCAGUGUGUUGUGGUGCGUCUCCCUGACAACGCUUGUGAUCCGGAGCUCUACUCUCCUGAAUUGCAAUUCAUCCAGCAGCCUCUAGAGGCACCACUCCUGAUUUGUCCGCCCGUGACGCGCUUCUUUUUCGGACGGAGGGAGCCCUUCCACAAGCUGCUGAUUCAGGGAGACUCUGCGGGCCGACUGACGGUUUGGAGCGUCCCGGAGACGUCGCCCUUACAGCCGCUGUCCUCCGCCGCAGAGCUCCAGGUGUCCGCCAGCAUCAGUCUCCAGGAGGCCUUUGAUAAGCUCAUGCCGUCUCCAGCGGGCAUCAUUGACCAGCUGAGCGUCCUGCCCAGCUCCAGCGACCCCAUUAAGGUGACGGCUAGCGUGUACAUCCCGUCUCAGGGGCGGCUGGUGUGCGGACGAGAGGACGGCAGCAUCAUACUGGUUCCUGCUACACAGACGGCCAUCGUUCAGCUCCUGCAGGGAGAACACAUGCUGCGCAGGGGCUGGCCUCCUCAUCGCACCCUCAGAGGUCACAGACACAAGGUCACGUGUCUGCUGUACCCGCAUCAGGUGUCGCCACGCUACGAUCAGCGCUCGCUGGUGUCCGGCGGCGUCGACUUCUCGGUCAUCAUCUGGGACAUUUUCACGGGCGAGAUGAAGCACAUCUUCUGCGUGCACGGAGGAGAAAUCACGCAGCUGAUCGUGCCUCCGGAAAACUGCAGCACGCGUGUGCAGCACUGUGUGUGUUCGGUGGCCAGCGAUCACUCCGUCGGCCUGCUGAGUUUGAGAGAGCGGAAGUGCAUCAUGCUGGCCUCCAGACACCUCUUCCCCAUCCAGGUCAUCAAAUGGAGGCCGUGUGACGAUUAUCUGGUGGUGGGCUGCUCCGACGGCUCUGUCUACGUGUGGCAGAUGGACACAGGAGCGCUGGACCGCUGUGUGAUGGGUAUAACAGCGGUGGAGAUUCUGAACGCGUGCGACGAGGUCGUUCCUGCGGCUCUGGACUCUCUCAAUCACCCCGCGGUGAACCUGAAACAGGCCAUGACCCGCCGCAGUUUGGCUGCGCUCAAGAACAUGGCCCAGCACAAGCUGCAAACGCUCGCCACCAACCUGCUCGCCGCCGACAACGCAGACAAGGGUAACCUUCCCAAAUACUCCCAUAACUCUCUGGUGGUCCAGGCCAUGAAGACGAACGUCACGGAUCCGGACAUGCACGUGCUAUUUUUCGACGUGGAGGCUGUGAUCAUCCAGUUACUGACGGAGGAGGCCCAGCGGCCCAAUCCCACCCUCGUCUCCCCUGAAACGCUGCAGAAAGCCCCCGGUGGGGCGGACAAGGGCGGGUCCUUCCUGGCCAAUAAGAUUUUCAAACAGGUGAAGGAGACCAUUAAAGAAAACAUCAAGGAGCACCUGCUGGAUGAAGACGAGGAUGAGGAGGAGGAGCAGCGGCGGCGCGAGGAGAAGUCCAAGUCUCUGAGUCUGCUGGAGUACAACCUGACCAUGGACACGGCCAAACUCUUCAUGUCCUGCCUGCACGCCUGGGGUCUGAACGGAGAGCUGGACGAGGUGUGUCUGAACCGCCUGGGCAUGCUCCGCCCGCACACGCCCAUCUCCUUCGGCCUGAUCUCCCGCGGCGGGCACAUGUCGCUGAUGCUGCCCACCUUCAAGGACUCGCUGCUCCGACAGCUGGCGCAGGGGUCCGCCGAGGGCCGCAAACUCUCUGUCUCUGAGAUCGUGGGCAAGGGCACGUACGGUGUGUCGAGAGCCGUGACCACACAGCACCUGCUGUCCGUCAUCUCGCUGGCCAACACGCUGAUGGGCAUGACUAACGCCACGUUCAUCGGAGAGCACAUGAAGAAAGCGCCAGUCAGGCCCCCAAGACCAGGCACCCCCGAGAGCCCGAGAAAGAGCAUCCCGCAGGCCUCCAGCCCGGCCCUGCAAGGACAGAUCAAACAAGCUGCCGUCGCUGUUCCGUCUUCAGGAGUGUCUUACUCUCCCUCAGUCAAUGAAGGUUGGAGUCAGCUUGCCGCCAUGCAUUGUGUCAUGCUUCCUGAUCUGCUGGGUUUGGAUAAAUUCAGGCCUCCUCUACUGGAGAUGUUGGCGCGCAGGUGGCAGGACCGCUGCCUGGAGGUUCGAGAGGCGGCCCAGGCUCUCCUCUUGGCUGAACUGCGCCGGAUCGGUCAGUCAGGCAGGAAGGACACCAUUGACAUGUGGGCGCCGUAUCUGCCGCAGUACGUGGACGCGGUGAGCUCCCCGGGAACCGCCCCAGAGACCGCCCAGCCUGCCCCGCCCCCUGCUGAAGCCCCGCCCACUGAGACCAAAGCUCCAGAGGAAGAGAUGGACGUGACGGAUGACGACAUCACAGCAGGUUGUCUGUCUAACCUUCCUCCCAACGCUAAGAAGAUCUGUAACUCGUAUGAGGAGAGGAGGAAACAGGCGACAGCCAUCGUCCUGCUGGGCGUGAUCGGGGCCGAGUUUGGAGCAGAGAUCGAACCCCCCAAACUCCCGUCACGUGCUCGUACCAGCACUCAGGCGCCCGAGGGCUUCGGUCUGACCAGCGGCGGAUCCAACUAUUCACUGGCCCGUCACACCUGUAAAGCCUUGACGUUCCUCCUUCUGCAGCCGCCCAGUCCCAAACUGCCCCCCCACAGCACCAUCCGCCGCACAGCGAUCGAUCUGAUUGGCCGAGGGUUCACGGUGUGGGAGCCAUAUAUGGACGUGUCGGCCGUUCUCAUGGGCCUGCUGGAGCUCUGCGCCGACGCCGAGAAACAGCUGUCCAACAUCUCAAUGGGUCUUCCUCUGAGCCCCGCUGCUGACUCCGCCCGCUCGGCCCGUCACGCCCUCUCACUGAUCGCCACCGCGCGCCCGCCCGCCUUCAUCACCACCAUCGCAAGAGAGGUUCACAGACACACAGCGAUGCAGUCCCAGGGUUCUCAGUCUCAGCAGAACGUUCACACCACGACUCUCGCUCGGGCCAAAACCGAAAUCCUGCGAGUCAUCGAGAUUCUCAUCGAAAAAAUGCCGUCAGAUGUGGUGGACCUGCUGGUGGAGGUGAUGGACAUCAUCAUGUACUGUAUUGAAGGGUCUCUGGUGAAGAAGAAAGGCCUGUCCGAGUGUUUCCCGGCCAUCUGCAGGUUUUAUAUGGUGGCGUAUUGCGAUCGCAGUUAUCGUAUCGCUGUCGGCGCCCGUCAGGGUUCAGUGGCCCUUUAUGACGUUCGCACUGGAAAAUGCCAGCAUAUUCACGGGCAUAAAGGACCCAUAACGGCGGUUUCCUUCGCACCGGACGGACGUUACCUGGCCACAUACUCCAACGCUGACAGCCACAUCUCCUUCUGGCAGAUGAACACGUCUCUGUUAGGAAGCAUCGGGAUGUUGAAUUCUGCUCCUCAGCUCCGCUGCAUCAAAACCUAUCAGGUUCCUCCGGUCCAGCCGGCGUCGCCCGGAUCUCAGAACGCCCUCAAACUCGCCCGGCUCAUCUGGACCUCCAACCGCAACGUCAUCCUCAUGGCCCACGACGGCAAGGAGCAUCGCUUCAUGGUCUGAGGGGUCAAGGGUCGCCGUGACCUUUAACCCACCGGCUUCUGAGCUGAGCUGUUUCCUAGUGUUUACACUCUCCACACCCGUCGGUGUUUGUUUUCAUUCCUCUUUUAAUUUAUAGUGUUUUUUUGACUAUUUAUGGAGAUGAUAAAGGACUGCAGGUCACUGAGACGUGUGUUUGCGCGCGUUUUUGCGCUUGAAGGUCAAGCGAGGUUUUGUUCAGACAGGCUGAUAUCAUUUUUUUCUAUUGUUUGAUUGACACAAAUCGCUCACAGUUGAUUCACUGAAACAUUCCAGCUGCAGGCAAACAUGCAGAUUUAUAAAAACACACAGACUCGCUCUCAAACACACAUGGUCCUUUUCACUUGUUAUUGUCUGAAGAUCCCGUCCGAAACACCUCGCUGACGACACUGAGAAAUGACAUUAUUUAUAAUCAAAGAAUCAUCAUUCGUACUGGAUGACUAGAAUCAUAUCGUGAUAUCGUGUAUCAUAGGAAUUAUUUUCAGGAAUGGUUUUUAUUUGAGCUUGUGGUGUAGUUGUGAAAUGUUUCGGUUUGCUUUCGUCUGUUUGUGUUUGUGUGAGUCGCUGGUUAGUGUGACAUCAUAGGCACGGAAACACACGUGUAAAAACAGUCGUGUUCGCUUCUUUCCCACCGCUGCACGCCGUCUGCUGUAAUCCACAGAGCGAGUGAUAGAGGACGUCUUUAAUCUUUACAACAGCAUCUCAAGAAAACACUGUUUGCUGAAAAUAUUUGGUGUUUCAUCCCAAAAUCAGAAGAAAAAAUAUAUAUAUAUUUGUGUAAGGAGCUAUUUUAGGACUAUUAAACUCAUUUCCGGGUUCAAAUUCUCAUAUAUAAUGUCAUUCUCAAACUGUAAUGCGGUAAAAAAACAUUAAAAAAAAAAAAAGUAAAUAAAAUUAAUUCUGAACUGCACAGCAUAAAUAUAUAUCUAAUAUAAUUUAUUACAUUUUUAUUGUUUUUAUUUCCUCUCUCACUGCUGUACGAUGUACUUUGGCAUGAAUUGUUGUGUAAAUGGAAAUAAAUAAAAAUUCUUUAUCUAUAGAAUAGAUGUGAAACGCUCAAGACUUGUAGUUUUAGACCAAAUAUGACAAUUAAACACAUGCAUUGUACUGAAUUAAAACAUCAAUUUUAACAUAAUUUAUUUAAUUAUUUUUUCCAAAAAUAAUCAUAGUCAUAAUUAACGUAAUGAUUAAUUUUGUUUGUGUGAAUAUGCAGUUAAAUCUUAAUGGUCCUAUAUUUUGUUUAUUUCUUGUAUUUGUCUUGUGAUUUUGGGGUGUAUCUGGCCUGGAUGUGCUGUUGACGGGUCAUUAUUAGAGCAGAAUCAGUUCAGGCAUGUCGACGCUUUUCACACAUCUGAGAGAGAAAAUAAAAAACACUUUCCCCUCGAUGCUUCUGUCAGAGAAAUCAUAGUUUAUUGCCAUCCUGAAACAUGAGUUAUUAAGAAUCCAGUAGAGAGAAAGACUGUCUGAUUUUUAAGGAUUUCUGAGGUCAGAAUAACAUCUGCAUGAUUGUCCGAAACUUCUGACACUGGACGCAUAUCAGGACUCAAUCUGGAAGAGAGUGUGUGUGUGUGUGUGUGUGUGUGUGUGUGUGUGUGUGUGUGUGUGUGUGUGUGUAAGGUUGUUUCUAUGAUGUGGCUUCUAUGUGUCUGUUUAGACUAAUGGAAAAGUCCUUGAACGUUCCGUGAACUGACGCAAAAUUCUAAUCAUAGGAUGAUUGAUUUUUUUCCCUGCAUAUAUUAGUUAUUUUCUCUCUCGCGCGGCUGUACGAUGUUCACGCUUUCCGUCACGACGCGGCUCGUUGUGUAAAUGGAAAUAAAUAAAAAUGCUUUAUCUAUAGAUUAUAGAUGUGAAACGCUCAAGACUUGUAGUUCCAGAACUUCAAACCCACAGGUGUGUGUGUGUGUGUGUGUGUGUGUGUGUGUGUGUGUGUGUGUGUGUGUGUGUGUGUGUGUGUGUGAGAUUCAACAUUCACUAUAUCAGGCUGUGCUUUAAUGCUGUUACUGGAUAAAGAAUCUUCUGUAAUUGUGUUAAUAAAGGUAAAUGUGAGAAUCAUCA
Ctenopharyngodon idella (grass carp) is the source of this 6766-nucleotide messenger RNA. Its product is annotated as WD repeat-containing protein 7. Gene Ontology annotation, molecular function: protein binding. Bases 182 to 4696 code for a protein of 1504 amino acids. The record is from RefSeq and is a predicted model, not a curated record. The transcript is spliced from 30 exons. Lineage: Eukaryota; Metazoa; Chordata; Actinopteri; Cypriniformes; Xenocyprididae. Gene Ontology annotation, cellular component: cytoplasm.